Exophiala viscosa is the source of this 2298-nucleotide messenger RNA. Its product is annotated as P-loop containing nucleoside triphosphate hydrolase protein. Gene Ontology annotation, molecular function: ATP-dependent chromatin remodeler activity; ATP binding. Lineage: Eukaryota; Fungi; Ascomycota; Eurotiomycetes; Chaetothyriales; Herpotrichiellaceae. Gene Ontology annotation, cellular component: nucleus. Gene Ontology annotation, biological process: DNA repair. Bases 1 to 2298 code for a protein of 765 amino acids. The transcript has 3 exons. The record is from RefSeq and is a predicted model, not a curated record.
AUGGGCUCUGUUCCCCUACCAUUCGUUACCCUCCCACAUCAUCCACGGCCGUCUCCUCCUGAACACCCGGGAUCAAGGCUUCUGAACGAGCUCCCAAGUUCGCUGUUGCCGCUGAGCGAGCUCCAGAUCGAUCAAAUAGUGCAGUAUCUUGAGUCCACCGAUGGUGGGACCACAUGUUGCGACGAUUCGAACAAUGUCUUCGUUUCCAAAGACCUCAAAAUAGGCCAGCCGCGACCAUGGCUGCAGGCAGAACGCGGCGAAACUCACAAGGCAGACACCAAGCUCUCGACCGAGCAGUUUGUGAAGGAUAUCCAGCGUGCCGCCUUCCAAUUUGUCAAAUACGACGUUCGCAUUGAAGAGAGAAUCCGAGUUCCCCGCAACUAUAUCAAAAUUGCUGGCGUGCGACGGCAGUUCUAUCCGUUCCAGCUAUAUGGAGCGUUCUGGAUGUUACUGAAGAUCAGAGGCCACUGCCGUGGGGCCCUCCUCGCAGAUUACAUGGGCUUAGGAAAGACCACGACCACCUUUCUCUUCAUCCUUUUCGAAUACCUUCUCGUUGAGAAUGAGCGGCACAUUCAAACGCACCCCGAUCAGCAUUGUGGCUCAGGAGUAAAAAGCUGCCCGUCUGCUCAUCUAUGGCCCAUCGUUUGCGCCUGUGAACUCGGAGGAGUCACCCGAAAGCUCAAACUUACCCCACGUCCUGGAGGAACCAUUGUUUUUGUCCCAUAUAGCCUGCUGGGGAACUGGGACUCGGAAUGGACGGCAUUUGGCGUCGAGAACACCAAGGGGAUGAGGCUGUGCCUGCAUGUCCACCACCGCGAAUUCGCCCGAAACCGCGUACCUUGGGUAUACAGGUACCACCUCUCACUUGAGGUCGACUGUGGCGAGAGCCCUGACGCAACAAUGACGCUGAAUUCUACGUCCAGAGCGCAUGAUAUGAUCCUGCUCACAACAGCUGGUAGCUAUCCACAACAUGUCCUGCGAUACUUCCAGCGGGAACGGCCUGUCAGGCUUGUCGGUGGUCAUACGGUAUCGGCCGAUGAUUGCAAUGAUGGGCUGGCUUGGGCUCGCGUUAUCGUUGACGAGGUCCACCUCUUCGGCGGGAACGCUGCUUUUUACAAGAUUUUGCGGAGUUUGUCGAGCAAUGGCUGGGUGAGGCCAAAUAUCAUAGCACUGUCAGCCACGCCGAGGGCUCGGAACGGCGUGUCAGACAUGCUGCCAGUCGUGCGAGCCAUCAAUGCCGUGUCCCCAGACAUUGCUAUGGAUCCUGAUUUCCGACAUUUUUCGUCGGAUGCGGCUCUCGCGAAUCUCGACCAACAACAACAGCGUCUUUUCAAAGGCGAACUCGGCCCGCUCGAAGUGUCACACCAUGUGCAGCGAGUCGCUGCUCUCGAGGUCGCGUACAUGAUUCAACGCCGUGACGACACUGUCCAAGACGAUAAGCCAUUAGCCACUCUGCCACCGCUGUGUUGCCUCGACAUCCGAUGUCCCUCUGCUAUCGACAGCCAUCUUACCGACGAGACGAUGGUGGACGACGUGCUGGAACGACUCUUGUCAGCGGACCUCUCACGACCCAUUGUACCCCAGGCCGCGCUUGACUUCGACCAGGAAGAACGCCCACUCCGGCCUCGUGCUCUCGCUACGGUUCCUGGGCUGGCACGACUUCCCGGCAUAAGUGGAGAGGUGCUUACUUUUGACUACAUUCUCGAGCAGGACUGGCAUCUAGCACCCGAGACGAGUCUCUAUUUUCGAUAUUUCGAUGAGCUUUUUGCCAGCAGUAGUAAGCUGCAGAGUCUACGGGACAUCAUCCUUCGGCUGGAUAAAGAUGCCAGUGGAGAACCGGAGAAACUGGUUGUCAUCAGCCACUUGCCUGUCACUUGUCUCUGUGUUGUUGUGUUGUGCAUACAUCUCGGCAUAGGGUGGCGCUGGAUGACUCGAGUCCGCCCCGGCGAUCGUAAUGACCUGGUCAACGAGUUUCAGGCACAAGGUUCAGUCGAGGAUGAGGAUGGAGCCAAGCCGGAGAGUCGGACCUUUCGCGUCCUCAUCGGUACAGCGAGGAUCAUGGCACAGGGCCUAACGCUACACAAGGCCAACCGUCUUGUUCUCAUGGAGCCUAGCUAUUCGGUCACAGUGGAGGAGCAAGCAUCUAAACGGGUCCACCGGAUUGGCAGCCGCAGUGAUCGGUGCUGGUUUUACCGCCUAGUGAAUCCAGACUCUCGGCUAGAGAUGGGUAUACUCAAAGCGCAAGCGAGGGAGCUAAGCUUCGAAGAGAAUGUUCGAAGGUCUCAUCGCCAGCGUUAA